Molecule: messenger RNA, 1249 nt
Organism: Camelina sativa (false flax)
Lineage: Eukaryota; Viridiplantae; Streptophyta; Magnoliopsida; Brassicales; Brassicaceae
Product: derlin-2.2
Source: RefSeq, a predicted model, not a curated record
AAAUUGAUUUUGUGUAAAAUAUAUACGAAUGAAGAAGAAGCUCUCAACACAAUCAGUAUCGAUUUCGUGAAAAUUUUGAAAUCUGAAAACUCUGAGGAGAAGAAGAAGCUUUUCGUAGAUUCCGUUUGGGGUUCUAAGGUUUCGUUAAACGAUUUAAUUUUUAACUCUGUAGUUUGAUCGGAUCGAUUUGCUAUUUACGGAGAAGAAGGAUAUGGCUCAGGCUGUAGAAGAAUGGUAUAAACAGAUGCCGAUCAUCACUCGCUCCUAUCUCACGGCUGCUGUUAUCACCACCGUCGGAUGUUCCCUUGAUAUAAUAUCUCCGUAUAACCUCUACUUGAAUCCUACCCUUGUGGUGAAGCAAUACCAAUAUUGGCGUCUCGUUACUAAUUUCUUGUAUUUCCGCAAGAUGGAUUUGGACUUCAUGUUCCAUAUGUUCUUUCUUGCACGAUACUGCAAACUCCUUGAAGAAAACUCAUUCAGGGGAAAGACGGCUGAUUUCCUAUACAUGCUUCUAUUUGGAGCAUCUGUUUUGACUGGUAUUGUUCUUAUCGGCGGAAUGAUACCCUACUUGUCUGCAUCAUUUGCUAAAAUCAUAUUUCUCAGCAACUCAUUGACUUUCAUGAUGGUCUAUGUAUGGAGCAAACAAAAUCCUUAUAUUCACAUGAGUUUCCUUGGUCUGUUCACUUUCACUGCAGCUUACCUACCAUGGGUGCUUCUUGGGUUCUCUAUCCUUGUUGGUGCCAGUGCUUGGGUCGAUCUUCUGGGUAUGAUAGCUGGUCACGCUUACUACUUUCUGGCUGAGGUUUAUCCGCGAAUGACUAACCGUCAUCCUUUAAAGACUCCAUCAUUCCUCACAGCCCUAUUUGCAGAUGAACCAGUUGUAGUUGCACGGCCUGAAAAUGUGAGGUUUGCCGCUGCACCUUUUGAUGAGAUCCACCAGGAUUGAUUCUGAUCUUACUUUUUCCAAACCGGAGCACCAAUGCUCGGCUUGUUGGUCAGAUAUAAAUGGUAAAAAGGCAGAUGUUACACGGUCUAUUAACUCUGACACGCGACUUGUGAGUUGUGAACAACACACCCUAGUUUCUAGUAGUUGGAUGUGUUUUGGUCUCUUCUCUUUUCUCCCAUCUCUUUAUCUUGUUGUGUAUACAAAUUUGCUUCGCUCUGAUGUUGUUAUGGAUAUGGACACACUCAAAUUGUACACAGCCUCCAGAAAUGUCGUAAUAUUUUAAGUCAAAGUUCUUUGUCCGCA